Messenger RNA from Notothenia coriiceps (black rockcod), 1310 nucleotides. RefSeq names its product glycoprotein hormone subunit alpha 2 (gene gpha2). NCBI's taxonomy places the organism in Eukaryota, Metazoa, Chordata, Actinopteri, Perciformes, Nototheniidae. The transcript is spliced from 4 exons. Bases 58 to 468 code for a protein of 136 amino acids. The record is from RefSeq and is a predicted model, not a curated record. Gene Ontology annotation, biological process: cell surface receptor signaling pathway. Gene Ontology annotation, molecular function: hormone receptor binding; hormone activity. Gene Ontology annotation, cellular component: extracellular region.
GACUCACCUGCACUCCAGAAGCUAAACUCUGCUCCACAUCUCCAGGCUGCCGUCCAGAUGUCGCUGUGCAAAACUUCACAUUUCUGCAUGCUGGUCCUUCCAGUGAUGUCACUGCUGCUUUUCUUCUCUCCCAUUGGUUGGAGCUACGAUGGCCUCACCCCAGGAUGUCACCUACAUCCCUUCAACGUGACCAUCCGCAGUGACCGCCGCGGCACGUGUAAAGGCACCCACCUGGUCUACGCCUGUGUGGGCUACUGUGAGUCCAGCGCCUUCCCCUCCAGAUACUCAGUGCUGGUGGCCUCCAACUUUACCCACAACAUCACCUCCGCCUCACGAUGCUGCACUAUCAGCAAGGACGCUAAGGUCAAAGUUCGCCUGGACUGCCCUCGAGGUCGUCACCAUGAAGAAAUAGAGAUCCUGACCGCAGAGGCGUGUCGAUGCGACAUGUGCCGCAAGUCCCGCUACUGAGACAUCAAGACAAUAUGCUGCAAUGUACCACAGGACCAAAAACGAAUUUAAUCAGUUAAGCCGUACAAACUUAAAAAUGAAUUAAAUACAGGUGUUUCAGGGAUACACCAUCAUUUUCCUAUCUCUACUCUAAGUAUUUUGAAUGUUGAAGAAAAUGAACUAAAUCAACUAAAUUACUGUCAAUAUUAAUUUCCUUCAUUCGUGUUCUUAAAGAAUAAAAAGAAGGUGGAUGGAAAAUAGCCAGAAGAUGAAGGGUCUAUGCAGAUCUCCCAUGUCAUCAUUGACUACAUUUAAGUAUAGGCAGAGUAACCCCUGCUCACGAUUAUUCCCCAAGAACAUUAAGAUUUAAAUGAGGGAUUCACAUUUUUUAAAGUCUAAAAGAUUUCUGUGAGUGUGUUUUUGUGUGAUGUGUACAAUGUGAUGUAAGGGAGGUUUUUCAAGAAAACUUGAUUGAUGCACAUUUGUGUUAGAAGGCGAUACAAACCAUUCUGUCACUCCAGGAUUAUAACCAAUCAAACCCCUAAAAAGACUGCCUUCACCUUAUUUAACAUGUUCAAAUAUGCCAAAAUGAAUAACAGCUUUACAUUACAGUUAAGACAGUCAAUCCAUCUGCAUAAAGGUUAUAUAAACAAAUAGUUUCACCCAUUGCAUAACCACUAAACACAGACCAAAGAAUGUACACAUUUAUUUAUAUUUAUGAAUUUGAAACUAAAGGACAUUUUGUAAAUAAUAUGUAUUAAUGAAACUAAAGAAUGUUGGAAAUGUCAAUUUAAUGAAAAGAAUGCACUGUAUAGUUUGCAAUGAAAUUGUAUUUCAAUAAAUUUCUAUUCUGCAACAGUAAA